Molecule: messenger RNA, 914 nt
Organism: Panonychus citri (citrus red mite)
Lineage: Eukaryota; Metazoa; Arthropoda; Arachnida; Trombidiformes; Tetranychidae
Gene: c12.1
Product: spliceosome-associated protein CWC15 homolog
Exons: 2
Coding region: 135-824 (229 amino acids)
Biological process (GO): mRNA cis splicing, via spliceosome
Cellular component (GO): catalytic step 2 spliceosome
Molecular function (GO): RNA binding
Source: RefSeq, a predicted model, not a curated record
CAUUUUUUUCUGUUGUUUUCAAUUUGCUCGGUCAAUUGAUUGUCUUUACUUUUAAUGAUUAUUUAGUUUUCUUUUUCUAAUUUAUUCCUUUUUUUUCUAUCGAUUCUAGUUAAUCUAUUGUUCUACUGAAAGAAAUGUCUUCUAGAGUGGAUCCUGCUAGAACCUCUAAAGGAGAGAAAAAUCUUGGAAGUUUAUCCAAACAAUAUUCAUCCAGAGAUUUACCUUCACAUUUGAAACUUAAAUACAGACAACCUGGUCAAGGUACUUCAGAUGAACUGAAGAAUAAAGAUUUUAAGAGAGAAUUGGAAGAACGUGAAAGAUUGGCUAUAGCUGAGAAAGAAUCUCGUAAAGGAUCAUCAUCAUCUUCGUCAUCUUCGUCUUCGACUUCUUCAGCUUCUCGUUUAGCUUUACCUUCAUCUAAGAAGAUUAAGGUUGAGGUACCAGUUCAUGAUCCAGAUGCAGAUGAUAAAUUACCUGAUGAAGAUGAAGAUGAGGACAGUGAUGAAGAGGAAAGUGAUGAAGAUGAUACUGAAGAAUUAUUAGCUGAAUUAAAUCGAAUUAAAAAGGAAAGAGCUGCUGAAGAGGCGAAAAAAGAAGCUGAAAGAAAACAAAAUGAGGAAAAAAUUCGAAUGGAAAAUAUUCUCCGUGGAAAUCCUCUUUUAAGUUCCAAUAAGACUGAAUUUAAAGUGAAAAGACGAUGGGAUGACGAUGUUGUAUUCAAAAACUGUGCUCGUAGUGAAUCUGAUAAUAAGAACAAAACUUUCAUCAAUGAUACUCUUAGAUCAGAAUUUCAUAAAAAGUUCAUGGAAAAAUACAUCAAAUAGAAAUGGAAUUAUUUCUUCUUUACAUUUUGUAAACUAAAUCGUCUUGGAAUUUACUUUUCUCUUCACCAAUAAACUUAAAAACUCAUCAAA